Neospora caninum is the source of this 1221-nucleotide messenger RNA. RefSeq names its product putative ribosomal protein S15. Bases 1 to 1221 code for a protein of 406 amino acids. NCBI's taxonomy places the organism in Eukaryota, Apicomplexa, Conoidasida, Eucoccidiorida, Sarcocystidae. The transcript has 7 exons. The record is from RefSeq and is a predicted model, not a curated record. Gene Ontology annotation, molecular function: structural constituent of ribosome. Gene Ontology annotation, cellular component: ribosome. Gene Ontology annotation, biological process: translation.
AUGGCCUCUCUGGGUCGGCGGGUUUUCUCGCCUGCCAAAACAUUCGGCGAGGCGCAGAAGAGGACGCAUCUUCGUUUCGCUGGCAGUCCGUCACCGUGUGGCAACGCUUCCUCUCCCCUUUCUUUCUCUUUGUCUCGAUCGUCUUUCCCUUCCUCUUCUUUGUCAUCCCUGUCUCCUGUCUCACUCCCUUCCCUGUCAGCUCUGUCGUUUCUUUCUUCUCCGUCUUCUCUCCCUUCUCCGUCUUGUCUCUCUUGUCCCUCUUGUCUCCCUUCUCCGUCUUGUCUCCCUUCUCCGUCUUGUCUCUCUUCUCCAUCGUCUCUUCCCCUCGCUCCCGUUUCCCCCUCCUCCGUUUCUUUGUCUCUCGCGCGAGACGCGUCGAGUUCCUGGGCACUCGCAGAACAGAAGAGAGGCGUCGCGCGUUUGAAGAGCCAUCGCUACGGAGGCGUCGUCGCCUUGAAGACGAGAGCGCCGAAGUCGCCUUGGUACAUCGAGGCAGAAAAAGAAUUCCUCAACGAGCGAGCUCAGGUGCGAUGGGAACAGAAGCCGUGGCGUGGGGAAGACUUGUCGAAAUUGUCGCCCUCGCUGCGACGCUGUUUGCACCUGAGAUGCGCGUCGAGCAAGGAACUGCACGCAUGGCGUAAACUGCAACUCUGCCGCCUCCUGCAGAGACGCCCGUUCGACACUGGCAGUCCUGCCGUUCAAUUGGCGUGCCUGACGGAGAAGAUCUUGAACGUGCGCGCGCACUUGCUGAAGAACUUUCGAGACCAGCAAAAGAAGAAGGUUCUCUCCAUUUGGCUGUCCAGGCGCCACCGCAUCAUGAAAUAUCUCUACCGAGUGGACUUUGACCUGUACAAGCACGCAUGCCAGAAACUCAGAAUCAAGUGCGUUCGCUUUGCCAUCCCAGACUCCAGAGACCGUCAGCGAGCGAUUAGCCCCAUCGCUGUGGACGGCGACCGAUGCAAAUUUCUGAUCCGCCAGAAACUCUGGAAAGCGCGCUUCCGCCCUCGACAACUUAAGCAGGCCGACGGGAAAGUCGUUCGCUACACGCGACACCCUAUGGAACAGCCUUCCAGUGGUUGGAAUCUUCCAAAGGAGCAUCGACCGUCGCUCAGUCGCGCCUGGCCCUACGGCGUUCGCGAAGAGCGCGUCAGGGGCGAGUACGUGAUCCACAAUCCGACAGCUGCUGGCUUGGGGCACUGCCCCGCGCCUCUCUUCUUCUGA